CUAUAUAAGUCGGUUGUAUCCCCUCUCCUUGUAUUCUCCACGGAGACAAAUCUUUCUUCCUUCUCUGAAACACAAAUUCUAAUUGCAAUCUCGGACCCGAAGAAAGGCAAGAAAACAAUUCCUUGGAUCGGAUCAAAAAUGUCGCACUGUUUAGUCCUAAAGCCGGCGUGCAUGGGCUGUGGAUCGCGGUCCGAUCUCUACGGAAGCUCGUGCAGGCACAUGACGUUAUGUCUAAAGUGUGGCAAAACCAUGGCUGAGAACAAAGCCAAGUGUCUCGACUGCGGAACAGUCCUCACCAGAUUAAUUCGGGAGUAUAACGUCCGUGCGGCUACACCCACGGACAAGAACUACUUCAUUGGUAGGUUCGCGUCCGGUCUUCCCAAUUUCAAGAAGGGCUCUGAUGAGAACAAAUGGUCUCUCCGUAAAGACAUACCACAGGGUCGUCAGUUCACAGAUGCACAAAGGGAGAAGUUAAAGAAGAAGCCUUGGAUCUUGGAAGAUGAGACUGGUCAGUUUCAGUACCAGGGGCAACUUGAAGGCUCCCAGUCUGCAACUUACUAUCUCUUAGUGAUGCAGAACAAGGAGUUUGUCGCUAUUCCCGCUGGUUCUUGGUAUAACUUCAACAAGGUUGCUCAGUAUAAGCAACUUACACUGGAAGAAGCGGAGGAGAAGAUGGAUAACCGUAGAAAAACGGCUGAUGGGUAUCAGAGGUGGAUGAUGAAAGGCGGUGAGAAUGACAAAGAGGCGGGUGGAAGCAGUGGCAGGGGUCGUAAGAAGUCAUCAGGCGGCGAGGAAAAAGAAGGUAAUGUCGAAAAAGGGGAGGAAGAUGAAGAGGAAGAGGCGUCGCGGAAGAGUAGACUCGGUCUUAAUCAAAAGAGUAAUGACAAUGAUGACUAUGAAGAAGGUCCAAGGGGUGGUGAUGUUGACAUGGAUGAUGAUGAUGACAUUGAGAAAGGGGAUGAUUGGGAGCAUGAAGAGAUUUUCACUGAUGAUGAUGAGGCUGUUGAUAUUGAUCCCGAGGAACGUGAAGAUCUUCUGGCACCUGAGAUUCCUGCUCCUCCUGAAAUAAAGCAGGAUGAAGAAGAGGAGGGAGGGUUGAGCAAAUCUGGUAAAGAGUUGAAGAAGUUGCUUGGUAAGUCUAAUGGUUUGAAUGACUCUGACGAAGAUGAAGACGACGGUGAUUCAGAUGAGGAGACAAACUUCAGUAUUUCGAAACAGAAGGAUGCGACCAAAGAAGUACAUAUUGAGAGCAGUCCUCCUCCAAAGCAGCCGGCACAACCUUCAUCUUCUGCAAAACCAUCCAAGGGAAAGAGAAAACUGAAUGAUGUCGAUUCUAAAAAGCCUAGCACCAGCAGCAGCUCUGCUCAGAAGAAAGCGAAGGCUGAAAAUGAAGAGAAAAGCAACUCGGUUUCAAGAUCCAACGCAGCAGCCGUGAAAGCUGAAGCAACUCCAGCUUCUGCUACGGGACCUGUGACCGAAGACGAAAUCCGCGCUGUUCUGAUGGAGAAGAAGCAAGUCACUACACAGGACCUUGUCAACGGGUUCAAGCCAAGACUUAAGACCAGAGAGGACAAGAACGCUUUUGCUGAUAUUCUGAAGAAGAUCUCAAAGAUUCAGAAGAAUGCUGGUUCUCAAAGCUUCGUCGUUUUGAGGGGGAUAUGAGAGAGACUUUACUAUCUUCAGAACUAAUUCUAUUUUCUGUUAUCAUAUGAGACCUCAUACCAGUUAAGCAAACUUAAGUAUCUUUUCUGAUUUCUUGGUGUCUAAACGUAAGAAUCAAGUUCAAUGUUUAUUUUUCUGAGCAAGAUAAUAACUAUAUAACAUAUAAAUUCUACUAAUGAUCCUCAGCCCGACAAAACAUAAAUAAAGUGUGUGCCAAAUACGAGACUUAAACCCCAUGGAGACAUGUCAGAUACCAUGUCCUUGCGGCAUAAAACAGUGUCACAGAGCCAACAUAUGUUUCUAACAAGAAGCGUAGCAACCAUGUUUUCAGCAACUCCUGCAGGCAAUUACUCCAAUGUUUCGACAGACUCACACCAAACUGAUAAGGAAAUGGAAAAAACUUUUCCAUGUAAUUCUCUCUACUCACAAUCAUGAGGUUUUCAUGCAUCAACCUAAUUAACCACAAACACAACUAUAAUUGGCCUCAGGUAUGUCACGAAUUCUACAAAAAUAGUCAGAACCUAUUGACGCAAAAUCACUUGGUUUCGCUUCUCUGGUAAACAGUAAACUGAUCGGUUAAGCAAUAUUUUCUUUAUAAAAAUAAUUUCUAAACAAAUAUAUCCUUCAAUUAUACCAAAUUAAUCAAAAUCUUAUAUAAAAAAAUUAAACCGAAGAGUUCGCUCAAUUUUGCUUUCUCUGUUUAAUUUAGAGUACGGCUCAAAUUUGUUUAUGAACUGCUGGUAAAUAAUGUUAAAUUUAUUAAAUAUUUGUAUACUAAUAAAAUAAAGAUCUUACGGAUGAAAUACAACGGAUUAUAAACUUAGUGUAUGUAUUCCACACGAACCAUCCCGAAGAAACUCUUUAUCUAUUUUUCCAACAUUUUAUGGUUUUAGAAACACUACAAAAGGUUACGUACUUUGAAGCAUUGUGUGAUUCUAGCCACAAUAUGAUGAGAUAUUAAACAAAUUCGUGUUAUUUUAGCUAAAUGAUAACAUGUUCAAUUUAAUUUCGCAUGAGUCUAACGAUAUUAAUGUAAAAAAAAAACAGAAUCUAUUUUACAGUCAAUUUCUUAAUUACGAUCACCCACGCACCACAACUUAUUCUUGUUAUUAUAUAUAUAGAUAUACCCAUAAUACAGAAACAAGUUCCUUAAAAUACAAACCUAAAUUACAUAUAUCGCUGACACAAAACACUCAUAUAUCUUUGUGUGUUUAAUCAUGGAAAGGAAAAAUAACAAGACGUCCAAAGCCAGUUCAAAAA
Brassica rapa (field mustard) is the source of this 2922-nucleotide messenger RNA. RefSeq names its product transcription initiation factor IIF subunit alpha. Gene Ontology annotation, biological process: positive regulation of transcription elongation by RNA polymerase II; transcription initiation at RNA polymerase II promoter. NCBI's taxonomy places the organism in Eukaryota, Viridiplantae, Streptophyta, Magnoliopsida, Brassicales, Brassicaceae. Gene Ontology annotation, cellular component: nucleus; transcription factor TFIIF complex. Gene Ontology annotation, molecular function: DNA binding; RNA polymerase II general transcription initiation factor activity; TFIIF-class transcription factor complex binding. The record is from RefSeq and is a predicted model, not a curated record.